This is a messenger RNA of Pistacia vera, 1661 nucleotides long. Its product is annotated as tubulin beta-1 chain-like. The record is from RefSeq and is a predicted model, not a curated record. NCBI's taxonomy places the organism in Eukaryota, Viridiplantae, Streptophyta, Magnoliopsida, Sapindales, Anacardiaceae. The coding region runs from base 100 to 1443 and encodes 447 amino acids. Gene Ontology annotation, biological process: mitotic cell cycle; microtubule cytoskeleton organization. Gene Ontology annotation, cellular component: cytoplasm; microtubule. Gene Ontology annotation, molecular function: structural constituent of cytoskeleton; GTPase activity; GTP binding. The transcript has 3 exons.
CCCUACCACGCACCCUUCUCUCAAACUCAACUUUAACUCUCUUUUCCUCCCUUUCUCUCUCAAAUUUCUUAAAAAUAAAACUCUCUUUAUCUUCCCAAAAUGCGUGAAAUUCUUCACAUCCAAGGAGGCCAAUGCGGCAACCAAAUCGGUGCCAAGUUCUGGGAAGUUGUCUGUGCCGAGCACGGUAUAGACUCGACUGGACGAUACACCGGGGACAAUGAACUGCAACUUGAGCGGAUCAACGUCUACUAUAAUGAGGCAAGUUGUGGAAGGUUCGUUCCCAGAGGUGUCCUCAUGGAUCUUGAACCCGGUACCAUGGAUAGUGUCAGAUCCGGUCCAUACGGGCAGAUCUUUCGACCCGAUAACUUCGUUUUCGGCCAGUCCGGGGCCGGAAACAACUGGGCUAAAGGCCACUAUACUGAAGGUGCCGAGCUGAUUGAUUCAGUUCUUGAUGUUGUUCGUAAAGAAGCCGAGAAUUGUGAUUGCCUGCAGGGGUUUCAGGUGUGCCAUUCUUUGGGUGGAGGGACUGGAUCUGGGAUGGGAACUCUUUUGAUUUCAAAAAUAAGAGAGGAAUACCCAGAUCGAAUGAUGCUUACUUUCUCUGUAUUUCCCUCUCCCAAGGUCUCUGAUACAGUCGUUGAGCCUUAUAACGCAACUCUUUCUGUCCACCAGCUUGUUGAAAAUGCAGAUGAGUGCAUGGUUCUUGAUAAUGAAGCUCUUUAUGACAUCUGUUUCCGCACCCUCAAGCUCACCACUCCAAGCUUUGGGGAUCUGAAUCAUUUGAUCUCGGCGACAAUGUCUGGAGUGACCUGCUGUUUGAGGUUCCCCGGUCAACUGAACUCUGACCUUAGAAAGCUUGCUGUUAAUCUCAUUCCUUUCCCCAGGCUACACUUUUUCAUGGUGGGUUUCGCUCCUCUCACCUCUCGCGGCUCCCAACAAUACAGAAACCUGACAGUCCCCGAGCUCACGCAACAAAUGUGGGAUGCAAAGAACAUGAUGUGUGCAGCCGAUCCGCGCCACGGGCGAUACUUGACGGCCUCAGCAAUGUUCAGGGGCAAAAUGAGUACCAAAGAAGUUGAUGAGCAAAUGAUAAAUGUUCAAAACAAGAACUCUUCAUACUUUGUGGAGUGGAUUCCCAAUAACGUGAAAUCAACUGUUUGUGAUAUCCCACCAACUGGGUUGAAAAUGGCAUCGACAUUUAUUGGGAACUCAACUUCGAUUCAGGAGAUGUUUAGGCGUGUGAGUGAGCAGUUCACUGCUAUGUUUAGAAGGAAGGCUUUCUUGCAUUGGUACACAGGAGAAGGUAUGGAUGAGAUGGAAUUUACAGAAGCUGAAAGCAAUAUGAAUGACUUGGUUUCUGAGUAUCAGCAGUACCAGGAUGCUACAGCUGAUGAGGAUGAUUAUGAGGAGGAAGAAGAAGAGGAUGUUGAGUACCAGCAGUGAUAUGUUGUUUAAUAAUUAUCGAGAUGGGUGGUUUAAUGUUGUCAUUUCUGGUUGCCAGUCUUUGGCAAUUAUAAGAAUUAAUCUACUGGUUGAUGUAGUAGAGAAAUAUGAAUGUUAAUUAGAAUAUUAAGUUUCUUGUUCUUAUCUUUCCUAUAUGAAUUUGAAGUUUGAACUUGCAGCUAAUCAAUGUAAAACCCUAAAUUUUCUUAUACUGUGAA